This is a messenger RNA of Dufourea novaeangliae, 1041 nucleotides long. RefSeq lists its product as uncharacterized. The coding region runs from base 1 to 1041 and encodes 346 amino acids. The transcript has 7 exons. The record is from RefSeq and is a predicted model, not a curated record. NCBI's taxonomy places the organism in Eukaryota, Metazoa, Arthropoda, Insecta, Hymenoptera, Halictidae.
AUGCCGAGCAUGAAGGAUCCUUUCGGCGAGGACGUGUCACUGCUUUACCCAGAGAACCACAAUGGAAAGUAUUAUAGAUUCCCAGGGGAACCGGAAACGCCGAUAAUAAAGGGCGUAGUGAACCAGCUGAGAAAAUGGCCAACAGACUUGUUCUGCGCAUUCUUGGCCGUCUGCUUAAUAAUCGCUAGCCUGGUCUUCUUGGUCCUCAUCACGGUGGCUGUCUGCCUGCCCGCUGUCCUCGCUAACAGGUACAUUUCGAUCACGGAGAUCGAGACGUCGUCUAACGUUUAUUUCUUCAAACUUGGGAAUCGAGACUGGUCCACCAAGGAGUUUUGUUACAUGGAGACCGCGGCACGCAGACAUCCGGAUUUAACCGUUUAUUUGAUAAACUUACUGAAAGAGGAGCCUGUCGUGAAGAACAACGAUCCAAUUGGUAAUAAAACGAGCCUGGAGACAAAGCUACAUGGAUCUUUUACGAAUCCUUCGAUGAACCUGACACCGGAAGAACGAAUCAGGGAACGACUGAGAAUCGAGAAUGGGAAUAUAAAGAACGUUAAUCUGUCGAUCGAGAAGUUCUUCAGGGGUUCAAAGCUAUCUCGGAUCGCGAGAAGUUUGUCCGACGAGGUCCUGGAAAUGGCAGCGAAGGCGCAGCUUCUAUGGAGUGUCCCUGGAAUCGUUAUCAAACCGAACAUGUAUUGCAGUUUAGAUUCUGUGAAACGAUUUCUUUGCAACCAGAAGAAGGAACACUGUCUACCGGACAAACUCGCGACGAUCGAGCCGGAGAACGAUAUUCAAGCCACGGGGAUCCCGUGUCAGGCUUUCAUGGGAUUUCUCGUGGAGGAAAUAUCGAGAAGCAAGUUCGAUGGAUCAUACACGUUAAAAGAAGCUAUCGAGAAAUAUUGUCCAAGAUCAUACUACUGCCCGGAAUUACGGAUUCUCGACAGGAGCAUAAAGUGUCCCUUCGACUCGUUGGACUGUCCAACAGUUCACUCAAGCAAUCUCACGCCGAACGAUCCGAAUUCCUACAACUUCGUCACGUGA